GCACGGCAAUCGUAUUACGAGUCAAUCGUUGUGUCUUUAUAGGCGAAACAAGUUCAUAUACUCGCACACAUCAAGUCAAUUAAAACGGCGUUACUAACCGUAUUUGAGUGAAAACACAAAAAAAUUAUACAGCAACUUAUUUAACAAAGCUUAGUUAUUACUUCUAAAUAUAUCAAGAUGCUCGUCUACAAAGAUCUAUUCACCGGCGACGAAGUGUGCUCUGACGCAUACACCCACCUUAACCCAUUCGACAACCCAGAAUUCGCAAGCGUUGCCUUUGAAGUUAAAUCAUCCAAGGUAGCUAAGGGAAACGAGGACUACGGUAUUGCCUGCAAUGAUGAUGAGGAAGGUGGUGGUUCGUCCGUGGCAGCUGACCCUACCGUCGAAAUGGUCAUCGACAUCGUUGACGCCUUCAGGCUUCAGGAAACACCCUUCACCAAGGCAGAAUACACCGGCUACAUCAAAAAGUACAUCAAGCGUGUGACUGCACAUUUGGAAGAAAACGCUCCCGAUAAAGUAACAAGUUUCAAGGAUGAUAUCCAAAAGUUCGUCAAGCAUGUAUUGGGUAACUUCAGUGAUUUCGAAUUCUACAUCGGUGAGUCACUCGACCUAGAAGCCGGUUUAAUUUACGCCUACUACAACGGAGAAGAACUUGCUCCUAGAUUGGUCUACAUUAAGGAGGCUCUUACUGAAGAAAGGUACUAAGAUACUUGCAUUGCUAGAUAUUUAAACACAACUAUUCCCCCGUUUUGCAUACACAUGGUUACGAGAUGUUAAAUAACAUAACCUUCGUGGAUUAAUCUUUGGUAUAACACC
Molecule: messenger RNA, 816 nt
Organism: Babesia bovis T2Bo
Lineage: Eukaryota; Apicomplexa; Aconoidasida; Piroplasmida; Babesiidae
Exons: 3
Coding region: 178-705 (175 amino acids)
Cellular component (GO): cytoplasm
Molecular function (GO): calcium ion binding
Source: RefSeq, a predicted model, not a curated record